Molecule: messenger RNA, 3094 nt
Organism: Rhinolophus ferrumequinum (greater horseshoe bat)
Lineage: Eukaryota; Metazoa; Chordata; Mammalia; Chiroptera; Rhinolophidae
Gene: CRMP1
Product: collapsin response mediator protein 1
Exons: 14
Coding region: 108-2168 (686 amino acids)
Cellular component (GO): cytosol; cytoplasm
Molecular function (GO): hydrolase activity, acting on carbon-nitrogen (but not peptide) bonds, in cyclic amides
Source: RefSeq, a predicted model, not a curated record
GUGCCUGGGCCGCCGCGGGCCCGCACCCAGCGCGGAGCGCCGCGUACUGCUGUGGCCAGGACCGCGGGCGGGCUGGAGCGCAGACUGGCGGCCGGCCUCGGACGGGUAUGGCGGACCGGCGGCGCGCGUGGAACACGGAGGACGACCUGCCCGUGUACCUGGCGCGGCCGGGCAGCGCGGCGCAGACCCCGCGCCAGAAGUACGGCGGCAUGUUCGCCGCGGUGGAGGGCGCCUACGAGAACAAGACCAUCGACUUCGACGCGUACAGCGUGGGCCGCCGUGGCUCGGCGCGCACGCCGCGCAGUGCCGGCCGUCUGGACGCCGUCGGCCUGCCGGGCCCCGGCGGCAGCGAGGACACGGCCAGCGACGUGAGCGAGCCCUCGGGCUCGGCAGUCAGCUCUCCUGGUGAGCGCGACGAGCGGCCGCCCGCGCUGCGCAUCCGCUGCCCCGCGCCCCGCGACCUCCCACUCGGCCGGGACAAUGGCCAGAGUGACCGACUCCUCAUCAAAGGUGGACGAAUCAUCAACGAUGACCAGUCCUUCUAUGCCGAUGUCUACUUAGAAGACGGACUGAUAAAACAAAUAGGAGAGAACUUAAUUGUUCCUGGUGGAGUGAAGACAAUUGAAGCCAAUGGGCGGAUGGUUAUUCCCGGAGGUAUUGAUGUCAACACAUACCUGCAGAAGCCCUCCCAGGGGAUGACUGCCGCUGAUGACUUCUUCCAAGGGACCAAGGCAGCGCUGGCAGGCGGGACCACGAUGAUCAUUGACCAUGUGGUCCCUGAACCUGGGUCCAGCCUCCUGACCGCCUUUGAGAAAUGGCAUGAAGCAGCUGACACCAAAUCCUGCUGUGACUACUCCCUCCACGUGGACAUCACAAGCUGGUACGACGGCAUUCGAGAGGAGCUGGAGGUGCUGGUGCAGGACAAAGGUGUCAAUUCCUUCCAAGUCUACAUGGCCUAUAAGGAUCUCUACCAAAUGUCUGAUAGCCAGCUCUAUGAAGCCUUCACCUUCCUCAAGGGGCUGGGAGCUGUGAUCUUGGUCCAUGCGGAAAACGGAGAUUUGAUAGCUCAGGAACAAAAGCGCAUCUUAGAGAUGGGCAUCACGGGCCCGGAAGGCCACGCGCUGAGCAGACCUGAGGAGCUGGAGGCUGAGGCCGUGUUCCGGGCCAUCACCAUCGCCGGCCGGAUCAACUGCCCCGUGUACAUCACCAAGGUGAUGAGCAAGAGCGCCGCGGACAUCAUCACCCUGGCCAGGAAGAGAGGCCCCCUCGUUUUUGGUGAGCCCAUUGCUGCCAGCCUGGGGACGGAUGGCACCCAUUACUGGAGCAAGAACUGGGCCAAGGCAGCGGCGUUCGUGACGUCCCCUCCCCUAAGCCCGGACCCCACCACGCCUGACUACUUGACCUCCUUACUGGCCUGUGGAGACCUGCAGGUUACUGGCAGUGGCCACUGUCCCUACAGCACUGCCCAGAAGGCAGUGGGCAAGGAUAACUUCACUCUGAUCCCUGAGGGUGUCAACGGGAUAGAGGAGCGGAUGACGGUCGUCUGGGACAAGGCGGUGGCGACCGGCAAAAUGGAUGAGAACCAGUUUGUCGCUGUCACCAGCACCAAUGCAGCCAAGAUCUUUAACCUGUACCCCAGAAAAGGGCGGAUUGCUGUGGGCUCGGAUGCCGACGUGGUCAUCUGGGACCCCGACAAGGUGAAGACCAUAACAGCCAAGAGCCACAAGUCGGCCGUGGAGUACAACAUCUUCGAGGGCAUGGAGUGCCACGGCUCCCCGCUGGUGGUCAUCAGCCAGGGCAAGAUUGUCUUCGAGGACGGCAACAGCAGCGUGGACAGGGGCACGGGCCGCUUCAUCCCGCGGAAGCCUUUCCCCGAGUAUCUCUACCAGCGCGUCAGAAUCAGGAACAAGGUUUCAGGAUUGCAAGGGGUGCCCAGAGGCAUGUACGACGGUCCUGUGUAUGAGGUGCCAGCUACACCCAAAUAUGCAACUCCUGCUCCUUCUGCCAAAUCCUCGCCUUCCAAACACCAGCCUCCACCCAUCAGAAACCUCCACCAGUCCAACUUUAGCUUAUCAGGUGCCCAGAUAGACGACAACAACCCCAGGCGCACUGGCCACCGCAUCGUAGCGCCUCCUGGUGGCCGCUCCAACAUCACCAGCCUCGGUUGACCAAGGACGAGUGGAUGAGCUAGAGUGAAGGAUUCUGGGAGUAAUGUCCGUCCCUUUCCCUGUCAGUGUUUUCGAAGCCCAUAGUUUUAUUUGGUACUGAUGGGGGGACACAUUCAAUGAUGUUCUCUCCUUUUUUGUGUAGGAAGACGUGGUACUAGUCUGGUAUGUUUGCUUGGCGUUCCUUGCCCCACACUGUGUGUUCAUGCCGACUCCACCUCAGAGCAUGGUGUCUUCAUUGCCCUUAGUGAGCACAGGUUCUAGCGUCAUCUCGUCCCGUCCCUUCACUUCCCACUCCCGAGCUCCAUGAUUCUUGAGUGGUUCCUUUGCACCCUUGUAGCUGUUCUAGGAUAGUUGAUGCAUGUUACUAAGUUAUGUAUGCAAGUCUGUGAGUGCGUCUGACGGAGUAUCACCGAGGACCGAGGUAGACACUGCCAAGACCUCAGGCCCGCAGGGCACCUCCAAAACUCUUAACACGAGAUGUUUACUCAUUGCCCAUCCCAAGUCUACACUGGAGAGAAGCCUGCCCCGCCCCGCCCCGCCCCGCCCCAGCUGGGAGGCUUCCACUGCUGGCAGAGAAAUGUCAUCCAUGUCCCGUGUUUGAAACCCUGGUCUCUGUGGCACUUGUCACUGGCCAUGACGUCUUUCCGGUCUGUGUGUCCUUCCAGCCAGCCCUGGUUCAUACUCAGAAAGGGGUCUCUCGUCCCAGGUAGGGCUGACGACGGUGGGGCGGUGGCCGCUUCCAGUUGCCCGUUUCCUUGUCUCUCUGAGAAGGUUGACGGGGCAGUCAGAUUUUUAAAGUUUUGUACAAAGUUUUCCUUUGUAAUCACCCCCCCAUUUUUACUUAACAAUUGACUUAUUGUGGCUCUUAUUUCUGAAUUCAAAGCUUGUGAAAAAAUAAAAGAAAUGGCCCACCGGCCUGACUGGGG